AUGAUCAAGAUUAUGACCACCGAGAUCAAGGCCAAGGAGAACUUGCUUGUAGUUAACGUGCAGUGCGGAAUCCACGCCCGCGAGUGGAUCUCGCACGCCACCUGCCUGUACAUUAUUCAUCAGCGCCGGUUCUUGCCAAUAGGUGACGCAGGUCGAGCGUCCCCUGCCGACCCGUGCUCCCUCACGUUCUACGGAGACUACGCCUUCUCCGAAAUCGAGACGCGCGCCAGUCGAGACGCCCUGUUGGGGAACCGCACAGAGUUCUUCUUCGACUUACACAGCUACGGCACGAUGUGGAUGUUCCCCUGCGGUCACACCGACGCCCGAGUUCCCGAGUACGACCAACUGCUUAUACGGCAGACGUUGUUUCGCCGCGGAUUAGGGAAGAACCGAGCAGCGGAAGCCAUUGAGAAAGUCAACGGUGCCGUCUACAAGGUUGGAGCGAUGUACGAGACGAUAUAUCCGAUGUCCGGAGGCAGCACAGACUGGGCGUACGACAAGGCAGGCGUAAGGAAGUCCUUCAGCAUCGAGUUGCAGCCCAAGCAAAGCCGUGUUUGA
Messenger RNA from Rhipicephalus microplus (southern cattle tick), 558 nucleotides. Its product is annotated as carboxypeptidase A2-like. The record is from RefSeq and is a predicted model, not a curated record. Lineage: Eukaryota; Metazoa; Arthropoda; Arachnida; Ixodida; Ixodidae. Gene Ontology annotation, biological process: proteolysis. Gene Ontology annotation, molecular function: metallocarboxypeptidase activity; zinc ion binding.